CUGGUUGUGACUUUUGACCGUGGGUUCUUCCAUUCUGUCUACUAAUUUGUUUUCCGAAGUUUUCUGAAUUUCCUUUUUUAAUGCUAUCGGUUGUAAACAUACUCAACAAGAUGUCAGCAUGUAGUCAAGCAGAUUCUUGCACUAAGUAAUCCAAUGUAUCGACCCCAUAGGGUCCGUAUGAAUGCAUUAAUUCAUUACUCAUUAGCAUUGUUGCGUUGUAUAAUGUCUUAGUUCUAUAUUCCAGCAGAUUUGUCCUGUCAGGAUGUAACAGCCGGCCUAAUAGCGUAAUUUAGUGAGAUAAGCAAGGGUACCCCAAUCCGACAAAAACGGGGAAAAUCGUGUUAAAAAAGGGGACAAAAUUGGGACAUUCCAUUGAGUGAAAAGGGAGCCAAAAUUGGGCGAUAGUGAGAUUUUCCCAGAUAUCUCACAUUGUCCCCUCUUUGUCACAUUCCCCCCCUUUUCAAACGUCACGAUUUCCUCUUAUUCAGCAGAAUGUCCCCCUUCUACUCGCAUAAUUUCCCCUUAACCGGCAGAAUUUCCAGUGGCUUCCCCUCAGUGUCCUGUUUAAUCGGAUUUUUCCCCUUUUGGAAAUAAACUUCACCCUUUUUUCACCGUUUUCCCAUAAAUGUCCCCUUUUUGUCCACACGUUUGUCCGAUUGGGGUCAUUUCUGGGUGGAGAUGAACUUCACCCAUUCUUGUUAUAGGACUCAUGGGCCGUGGUAAUCCACACUGUCAUUUCUUGCAAUUUAUGUCUCUGUAAGUGACCGACUUAUCUUUGAAAACACUCGCUGAAGGGGUGGAAAUUCAGUUUUCAAAAUCACUUCCAUAACCCUUUUGGUUAUCCUAAUGUUCUACGCAUUUGUGGUAAUAUUUAUGUAUGUAUAUAUAAUAUUAUAUUUUUUACAGCAAAGGCUACAUCGUGUGAUCAAUGUUCAGGUUGGAAUCUAAUCUGGGGAGUGGUAAAGUGCCAACCGACUUGUCCUUCUAAAUAAGGUGGUCCUAUGUAUAACUUCACUGCCUACAUUUCCUCAUCGAAUGGUCCUUGCUUCACUUGUCUGUCUUUGGUAACAAUUUCUUAGCCGUACAGUAGGAAUCAGUUGAUUUGAUCGGGGCACACAAAUAUUAUGGCUGUUUCAGUCCCUUGUUUAAAAGUAACUGUAGAUGUUGAGGACUGUGGAGAAUUACCCGAUCAGAAAGAACAAAUAUCAUUACCAGUGUACUGUCCGUGUGAGUCGGAAUAUUGUAAUUGUGGCUCUGAAUUGGCUGUUACUCAGGCUUCAGCUAUGAAAAUUUACAAACAUCUAGGUUUUCCAAACGGAAGAGAUGAUAUCGUAGAGCAGGGUUAUAGACCAUGUGCUCUUCAUAUUUGGGGUACUCAUAAUCUUAGUACAGAUGAUGUGUUGUCUUGGCUAUCUGGUUACAAUCCAAAGACUAUAGAAUGGAUUAAUGAUGCAUCAUGUAAUGUGGUGUUUGAAGAUGAAAAUAGCGUUCUACGAGCAAUAUCCGAUUCUGCAGAACCGUUUGAUCGCCGUGUUGCUCUUGCUGCUGCCGCUGCUUUAGCCUUACUUUUAGAGAAAAGCGAUGAAAGCAAUGAGAACAGUUUAAGUCAGUCAGAGAAUUCAGAUGAAAAAUCUGUUGAAAAUAAAUCGCUGACUGUAUCAAAUGAAACACUGGAUUCUAUUGAACAGUUUUCACAGCAUUUACCUCCAACUGGUCGAUGGUAUAAAGCUUUAUCAGUUCCACCUCAAACAAUAUCGCUUUUCUUGAGAUUUCCGCAUAAAACUGAUGUAAAACUUCCUGGUGCAGAACGACGAAGUUUAUACUAUCGUCGUUUUGGUAAUCCUAAUUAUGGCGGAAUGACUGGUAUUCUAACACGUUCAUAUAGACGACGUGUUCGUAUCUCUCGGAUAAAAUCAAGCAAUGAUCCAAAUGGAGAUUCUCGUCAUAUCGAAAGUUUGUCUGCACAAUUCGCUGAAUUAGUUGCUAAUGCUUAUGAUGAUCCUGAUGCAGUUAUAAAUCAAAUUAGUAGUAGAAAUGACUACAGUCUGUGGAAUCCAAUUGCUCAAGCACCUGCGCCUGCACCUGAACGUCCAUUAGUUGUUUAUGAUAAUCUCUAUGAUGAAACAGACUUACAGAGUCGGCCUACAGCAUCGUCGAAAUAUACUACAAAAUUCAAUACGAGACAACGUCGAAAUGCCAGUGAAUUUCCUGUGCCUAAAUCUUCAAGACAACCUCGUAAAUGGCCCCGUCGAGAUCGUGGUCCAAUACCAAAUCGUUGGGUCAGCAAUGAUGGUGAUGAUGAAGAAGACGAUGACAUAUUUGAGACUCCAGAACCUGGAACGAUAGUAGUCCUAGAUCCACGAGAACCAUGGGGCAGUACGCUAUCUGGUGAUCCCAAGCCUGUUAUGUAUUCAAGUAGUCGCAAUCACAUUAGAUCGAAUAAUCGUCAUUAUCCCCGUGGCAUCGCAACAGUCACUUUAAUGCCUGAUUCCGAUGGAGAUAAUGAAAUCAAUUCAAUGGAGUCGGAAAAUACUUUUCGAACUAGACGUUUAUUGUCUUCGAUGAGUAUGGUAGCAGACAUGGAAUCUCAUCAAACAAAACCACGAUCUGUUUCGGAACGACUUGGUAUACCUGGAAAUCGUGCAAUUAAAUCACGUAAACCAAAUAUUUGGCAACGUUUAGGCUAAAUUUUUAUUCUGUUAGCUAUGCUUUAUAAAAAAUUUCUUGGCUGAAAAUUUACUCUUUCAUAUAUAGUGCGCUCUGUACUGCAAUAUUGUUUUUAUGCGCUCUCUCUCUAUUAUUUCCAACAUAAUUGUAUAUAUUCAACAAAUAACCUUGUUGCCUUUUAACUGAAUUUCACUUAUUACACUUAUGAUAACCACGUGCUUGCUUGUAUACAAAUGUUUGAUUUGUAAAUAUAAAAGUAAGAUAGAUUUAUCCGCUUUAAACAG
Trichobilharzia regenti is the source of this 2951-nucleotide messenger RNA. NCBI's taxonomy places the organism in Eukaryota, Metazoa, Platyhelminthes, Trematoda, Strigeidida, Schistosomatidae. The record is from the annotation of a GenBank genome assembly.